This is a messenger RNA of Lucilia sericata (common green bottle fly), 722 nucleotides long. RefSeq lists its product as uncharacterized. Bases 230 to 601 code for a protein of 123 amino acids. The transcript is spliced from 2 exons. Lineage: Eukaryota; Metazoa; Arthropoda; Insecta; Diptera; Calliphoridae. The record is from RefSeq and is a predicted model, not a curated record.
AAAAUCCACAACUACUUGAAAUUCUAAUUCAAUUCUCAUUUAAACGUAUUUCGCAACACCCACAAAACAAACGAGAUUCCACAGUAAACGCUUAAAAAUACAAAUUAAAUUUAAAACAAUAAACGUAAACGCACAAUAAACAUUAAAAAAAGAAUUUAAAAUUUAAAUUUUAAAACAAAACUUUUAAGUGUUACUUAAAAAAAAAAAAACGAAAAAUAAAUAAAAUAAAAUGUUUAAAUUUAUUGCCACGGUAAUUGCUAUAGCGACAAUACUCCUGCCACAUAUGGUGUCCGCCAGACCGGGAGACCUGGCUAUAGAUGCUGCGGAGAAUGUAGAUGUACCACCGGAACAUCGUGCUGCUCCGCCUCAACCACCACAACAACAUCCUGCCCAACCACCUUACCAGCCCAGAGCCAUAUUUCCAGCUGCUGCAGUACCGGGUGGACCGCAAUACCCCCUAUUCUUUACAACUCCAAACGGCUUUGUACCCUUCGGCAGCAUUUACAAUGCCUACCAACCACAGGCCAUAGUGCAAAAUCCUGCGUUUAUCUUGCCUCAAGAUCAGCCCCUAACAUCGCCAAUUGUUGCUGCUGUCUGGUGAAAUAACAUUAACAUUUAAAUGUAAAUUUGUUAAUUGUUUAUUAAUAUUUAAAUUUUUGUAUGCUUGUAUGUAUUUUCAUAUUUAUUUUUAUUAUUUUAUUAUGUGUGCGUAUUGUCUAUUU